UUGCGGCAACAGUGUGUCUCCUGACGUUGGACAUUAGACAUCCUGAUGGUCUAACUUCCUGGCCCCGAUGUGUAAGAUGGGAUGAAAUGCAACAGUCUCGGGCAAGGACAAAUGCUGUCGAAGUGGUAUGGAGUCGCUUUCAAAAAGCCGUGGCAUUGCUGCUCUGUUUUCUCCGUGCAGCAAUGGCAGCGAUAUGGGCCUUUCUCCGUGAGAGAUAUAUACAGCACAAGCGGCACGUCGUUAUGAUUGAUUGGACUGAAUUGGAGUUUUGCCCAGCUGAAAUCCAGAGAGAUAGGGAAGCUGUGCUUUGUGCAGUGAAGCAAAAUUGGCAAGCCCUGGAGUUUGCCUGCGAGGAUUUGAGGGGUGACCGCGAAAUUGUGCAAGAAGCAGUUGAACAAGAUUGGAGAGCUUUGAGAUAUGCUAGUCGGGCCCUGCGAGCGGACAGAGAGCUUAUGGUGAUGGCCGUCGAAAAGUCCAAUGGAUGGGCCCUCGAAUUUGCUGCUGAAGAGUUGUACAGAGAUGAUCAGCUUCUUCGCGACGCUACAAGCAGGCUCAGUGGGCGGCUGGGCCUCCCAUCUCCGAUCAGCACUUUGGUGCCCAUUGACUCAGGUUCCAGUCCGGGUGCCGUUGACCCUUUGUCAUUGUUUGAGACUUCUUUGCCUCUAGCUGUGUUGCGAGCACGAAGACUUGAAGACGAUCCCGAGCCUCUCAACGCAGAAGAAGCUCAACAAGAACCAUCCGCAGAAAAUGCUCCUGAGCCAAGAAGUGAUGAAACCAACCAGAUCUUGUCUUCCAACAGCCUCGAUCCUGCUUCCAUGGUCCAUCCAGAUUCAGUGCCGCAAGUCAAUGAUUCUGAAACAGGGGACAUGGAUGGCCGUGCUGCAGUCAUGGAACCAGACUCAGUGCUGCAAGCCAAUGGUUCUGAAACAGGAGACACGGAUGGCCGUGCUGCAGUCAUGGAAUCAGACAGAGUGCCGCAAGCCAAUGGGUCUGAAACAGGGGACAUGGAUGGCCGUGCUGCAGUCAUGGAAUCAGACAGAGUGCCGCAAGCCAAUGGUUCUGAAACAGGGGACAUGGAUGGCCGUGCUGCAGUCAUGGAACCAGACUCAGUGCCGCAAGCCAAUGGUUCUGAAACAGGAGACACGGAUGGCCGUGCUGCAGUCAUGGAAUCAGACAGAGUGCCGCAAGCCAAUGGUUCUGAAACAGGGGACACGGAUGGCCGUGCUGCAGUCAUGGAAUCAGACAGAGUGCCGCAAGCCAAUGGUUCUGAAACAGGGGACAUGGAUGGCCGUGCUGCAGUCAUGGAACCAGACUCAGUGCCGCAAGCCAAUGGUUCUGAAACAGGAGACACGGAUGGCCGUGCUGCAGUCAUGGAAUCAGACAGAGUGCCGCAAGCCAAUGGUUCUGAAACAGGGGACACGGAUGGCCGUGCUGCAGUCAUGGAAUCAGACAGAGUGCCGCAAGCCAAUGGUUCUGAAACAGGGGACAUGGAUGGCCGUGCUGCAGUCAUGGAACCAGACUCAGUGCCCCAAGCCAGUGGUUCUGAAACAGGGGACAUGGAUGGCCGUGCUGCAGUAAUGGAACCAGACUCAGUGCCGCAAGCCAAUGGGUCUGAAACAGGGGACAUGGAUGGCCGUGCUGCAGUCAUGGAACCAGACUCAGUGCCGCAAGCCAAUGGUUCUGAAACAGGGGACAUGGAUGGCCGUGCUGCAGUCAUGGAACCAGACUCAGUGCCGCAAGCCAGUGGUUCUGAAACAGGGGACAUGGAUGGCCGUGCUGCAGUCAUGGAACCAGACUCAGUGCCGCAAGCCAAUGGUUCUGAAACAGGGGACAUGGAUGGCCGUGCUGCAGUCAUGGAACCAGACUCAGUGCCGCAAGCCAGUGGUUCUGAAACAGGGGACACGGAUGGCCGUGCUUCAAUCAUCGAGCAAGGUUGAGUGCCACAUGCAGAAGAAAGAUGGCCAUGCUUCCAUCAUCCAGCCAGAUUCAGUGCAGCAAGCCAAUGCCUCGGCAACAGGAGACAUUGACGCCCGUGCUUUAUGAUGGAACCACAAGGGAAUGCCUUCAAACAGGAGAUGUUUGUGGAUGUUGUACCCACAUUGAACCAGCAUACGUUGUCACAUCUAUUCUAUACCAGCAAGCAAUGCGCAAAGGAGACUGGGCUAACGGAUUGAGAGGUUCGCAGCUUUCUAGGUGCCGCAGUGGACAUGCCUCCUUCAAUGGCGCGAAGGGUGGACAUCUUGGAUUCUGCUUUGGUCUCUGUACAAAAACAUUCAUUCUCAAAUGUACGGCAGGGCAGAAAAUUGAGUGCAAAAAGUGCACUGAGUUCAUACAUGCCGACCACAAGUCGCUCCUUCAUGCAGUUUAAGCAGGGACGGAGUCUGACCGCAAAAGGAA
Cladocopium goreaui is the source of this 2397-nucleotide messenger RNA. The record is from the annotation of a GenBank genome assembly. NCBI's taxonomy places the organism in Eukaryota, Dinophyceae, Suessiales, Symbiodiniaceae.